Amphibalanus amphitrite is the source of this 1624-nucleotide messenger RNA. RefSeq names its product leukocyte elastase inhibitor-like. The record is from RefSeq and is a predicted model, not a curated record. The coding region runs from base 235 to 1371 and encodes 378 amino acids. The transcript has 3 exons. Gene Ontology annotation, molecular function: serine-type endopeptidase inhibitor activity. NCBI's taxonomy places the organism in Eukaryota, Metazoa, Arthropoda, Thecostraca, Balanomorpha, Balanidae.
GAUGGACGGACCAGAGUUGCCGCCAGCACCGCCGCUGCCCGUCGCGGGGCCUAUUUAACCGAGCUGGGCGUGCUGGCCCGUGAACCCUGUGUUGUUGAGAGAACUGCCUGUCCUGACAACAGACCUAAAUAAUCACCGGAGAGGCACAAAGACCGGGUUUUUACACAUUGAUAAUGAUUUUGAACUUUUAAUGCAUAAAGUGACAAUAGUGUAAAUAUCUUCAAUAUAGCAACCAUGAUGUGCUUUAUACCAGGUUUCAGCUGGAUGCUGGCGACUCUGUCGCCGAUGCUCGGGCCGGGCCUGGUGCCCCGCGAUCUGGACCUGAAGCUGCUGAAGGAGCUGACGACCGACCUCGGUAAAAACGAGGCCAUCUCUCCGUUCGUCAUGUCCACGCUGAUGACGCAGGUGUGGCUGGCAGCCAACGGCACCACCAGAGACGAGAUGACUUCGGCCCUCGGAAUAAAAGGAGACGCGUUCCUUCUGGGCUACCAGUCCGCCAUCGCUGAUCUGAAAUUUGGUCAAAGCUCCGCAACCACCAAAGUUUUCAACGGGAUCUACGCGAAGAAAGGAUUCAGCAUCAAACCUAAUUAUGUGUGCACUUUGGAUGCCUACUAUUCAUCGAAGGUCGAGCAGUUCUCCUCGGCAAAGGAAGGCGCCAAUGCGAUCAACACGGCGGUAGCCAACACCACCAAUAAUCUCAUUCCUGAACUGGUCACACCGGCUUCACUGGAAGGAGCUUCGUUCGCUCUGGUCAGUGCCCUGUACUUCAAGGGGCAGUGGUAUGAAAAGUUCAACAACACUGAUCCAGAAAACUUCCUCACAUCCUCUGGAGAAAAGACGGUUGACAUGAUGAGGCUGAAAAGUGACCUACCGUACAUGAAGACGAGUUCGUACGACUGCGUUUCUCUCCAGUACAGCAACUGCGACUACAGCAUGCUGCUGUUGAGGCCGCUGAACCGCUCGAUGGAGGCUGUCCAAGCUCUCAGGGACUCCCUGGACAAGAUGGACGUCCAAAGUAUUGCAAAUCAGCUGAGAGAAACCUCCGUUGAAGUGAAGAUGCCGCGCUUCAGGAUCGAGACAAAGUACGACGAAUUGGAGAAGGUUUUCCCAAACCUAGGAAUCAAGCAAGUAUUUAGCGCCGAUGCUGAUCUUAGUAAUAUGGCAUCAGAGAAGCUGCAAGUUGAGAAGGUGGUGCACAAGGUCGUCAUCGAAGUCAAUGAAGAGGGCACCGUGGCGGCAGGGGCGGGUGCUGUGGUUGCUUAUACCGCUUCCUUGCCGGUCUCGUUCAUCCUGGACCGUCCGUUCUUUGCCAUCGUGUGGAACUGGAGACAUAUGGUCAACAUGUUCACGGCCUACGUAGGCUCGCCGUGAACCUCUCCGAACAUCGGACGAUCUUUGAAAGCAUCACGACUUGAGCACGGUGUUCUAUGGAAAUAAAUAUGAUAGGGCUGUUGUUGAUUGAUUUGACUGUUUAGACUUUGGAGACUUUGUUAUGUAACUUGAGUUCAUGAGAUAAGAUCAUCGGCUUAAAAUCUAUCAAAAUAUUUGAAAUUGCUCGAAAACCUAUUUUCGAAGAGCUUAGCUGUGUAAUAAACGGCGUCUACCUAUAGCAUGUACCUAGCUA